Messenger RNA from Clarias gariepinus (North African catfish), 2041 nucleotides. It is a transcript of the gene efcab11, whose product is annotated as EF-hand calcium binding domain 11. NCBI's taxonomy places the organism in Eukaryota, Metazoa, Chordata, Actinopteri, Siluriformes, Clariidae. The transcript is spliced from 6 exons. Gene Ontology annotation, molecular function: calcium ion binding. The record is from RefSeq and is a predicted model, not a curated record. Gene Ontology annotation, cellular component: cytoplasm. Bases 108 to 602 code for a protein of 164 amino acids.
UUGAAACCUAACGUUUACUCAAGUUUUUUUAACCGAACGCGGCUGCUUGUAGCGUUUAAACGUCUCUAUAUAUCGGAGCUGCUGUGUGAAGUAACGAGGAUAGACUAAUGAGAGCAGCUGACAGGAAGAAGUUUGUUUCGGUGUUUGAUCAGUGUGAUGUGGAGAAGAAGGGAUACUUGUCCAGGGAGGAUCUUAAGGUCGCGGUUGUCAUGCUGUUCGGUUAUAAACCUUCAAAGUCAGAAACAAGUAUGAUGAUGGGGGCAGGUGCUGUGCCAACAUGUCCAGGGGUCCCUUUGGAACAGUUUGUGUCUCUCAUGGGGAGGAAGUCAUCAGCAGGGGAUCCGUAUGAGAAGACGAGACAGAUCUUCAGCGCAUUUGAUCUACACUGCCGUGGAUUCCUAAAGUUGGGAGACUUUAGAAGUGUGUUUGCUCGCAUUGCUCCUCACCUCCCUGAACGCACCGUGCUGGAGGCUUUUCGACACAUGGACCAUGACUCAGAUGGACACAUCAGCUUCAAGGACUUUGAGGACAUUAUGGGUUACGGGCUGGCCAACAGCUCAGACAGUGUAGUGAAGCAGAAGGUUUGUGGAACAGCAGAUUAAAAAGAGAAAGAAAAACAUUUUAGUAGAAAAAUAUCUUAAUUCACAAAACAUCGCAUUUUGUUCAUUUAUAGAACCCAGGACUCAAAACUCAUCAUGACUCUGAUCAUAUAUUUUGGUGUUUGGAUAAGAGUUGGAUAAGAGACAGUCACAUUUUACAUUUCAUUAUUUUGGAAAAGUAUUUCUGUAUAAAACUAAGUGCAUGUGAGUUGUGAUUAUAAGGUCACAAUGCAAGUCAAUCAGACUUGCAAUAUAGAUUGGUUCAGAAAGGUAAUGAAUAAAGUCCUCUUUGUAAUGCUGUUAACUAUCACCAACAUGGGUGUGUUUAGAAGCAGAGUUACUGUUUUCUCUCUAAAUGCCCAAACAGGUGCAAUCUCAUACGGAAUUAUUUUUUUUUCUAAUCUCAUAUACUAGCAAUUUUACAAUAGCUUUUUUAAAAAUGUAUUAUGGAAUAAUAUGUAGUGCAGUUAUUAAUAAUAUUUUGGAAAACUAUUCAUUCAAAUCAUCUACAAAUGACCUUAAAACCUUUGCUGUGUUAGAAAAGGCUACAACUUUCUAUUUAUGAAGCUCUGACACUGGAGUCUCCUUCUUCCAUAAAUAUAAAUAAAAGUCUCCUUUUAAAAAUUUUUACAAUUAAGGAUUAUUUGUUUAAUAGAUCUGGACAGAAAUAUUAAAUCCAAUUUAUAAAUUGCCAAAAAAUAAGGCUUCAAAUUGAUUCAUUUCAAAAUUCAGAAGUACAGAUUCAGACUGGUUUGGCAGUCUUUUGUAGGUUCUAACCUCCCCUCAUCCUUCUGACUUCCUGAUGUGCAGCAACGAGCCAUUAGUGAAGUGCACUCUGGCCUCUUUGUUAAAAGGCAGACGAACUUCAGUGCCUGAGAGUCGGGUUUGAUGAUGAGCUUUGAUGUCAUAUCGAUCCAGUGGGCGCGAGCCUGUGCCGAGUAAUAGGCAGACACACAUUUCUAUUGUACAGUCGUCUUACAGGCUGCAUUAAGGAUGAACCCAGUCCCGGCAGGUCUAAUUCACUUGCUCCACUCGUGCAAUCCUCACUCAAAUCAGCGUUGCCGGUGGGUUUACAGCUGAGAGCUCUUCAGGUAUUUCCCGUUCACUCCUGUGUGUCUGCCAUUGAGUCACUUCAAACCCAUUACACAGCAUGUCGAGGGCUGGAUGUUUUCUAAUCCUUCUCCACUAAACCCAUUUGCACCUGAGGAACAGGCGGCUUGCUUUGGAGUUCUGAAGACGAGAGCUCAUAAUCAGAUUGCAUUUUUAAUCAGUUUUGCUGAAAAACGCCGCUGUGCAGCCAUUAGGAAAAGGCCCAGGCAAACUCUUGCUGAGGGUUUUAUACCACUCUUGUUACACACAAUAAUGGAACUGUAAAUACAUGUUUGUGUUUUGUCGAGAUUUACUGCACUCCCAUCUGAAUAAAGAUUAAUUUGUUUUUGUAA